AGGCGUAUAUCGAGAAGGAACACUGGAGAGCGAUGGAAUAACUGUACCGCGCUCUGAUACAUCCCACGAGGAGGGGGGCCACAUUACGCAAAUAACGCGCACAGCCACUAAUACACCUCAACACGGACCACCAUCACCCUCGCGUCGGCAAAAACCUAUCCACGAUGGCCUCUGAUCCCUCCUCCUCCCAGGCCGGCACAUUCGAAAUCGGCGAACGGAUCCUAUGCUACCACGGGCCCCUCAUCUACGAAGCAAAGGUUCUAGAAGCCCAAAACAUGGAAUCACCAGCGUUCAGCGGCAUACACUACCUCGUGCACUACAAGGGGUGGAAACGGACGUGGGACGAAUGGGUUCCUCUGGGUCGGGCCCUCCCGUAUACGGAAGAGAAUCUCGCAAAGCAGAAGGCCCUGCAGAAGACGAAUACGCCUGCGAACCAGACUGCUGCUACCAAGACGAAGACGCGGGAGACGGCGGGGCCUUCGAGGACGGCGAGGAAGGAUGGGACGCGUGGGACGAAACGGGGACGGGACGACGACGAAGGAACGAGAAAACCCGAGAUGAAGCUGACUGUGCCGGAAUCUCUCAAGGCUACGCUUGUUGAUGACUGGGAGGCGGUCACGAAGAACAAUCAACUCGUCGACCUGCCGCGGAACCCUAACGUUGUCCAGAUCCUGGCGCUAUUCGCAAAAUACGUCCUGGAGACCCGUCCGGCAGAGUUGAGGCAACCAGAGAUUUUGAUACAUACGAUCAUCUCUGGGCUCCAAGUUUAUUUUGACCGUUCGUUGGGUUCGCAGCUGUUGUAUCGGUUUGAGAGACCGCAGUAUGCGGUGGUUAGGCAGACGUAUGUGACGGGUGCCGAUGUGGAUGUGAGCAAGAUACCUGAGAUGAGCGCUAUCUAUGGGGCGGAGCAUUUGUUGAGGAUGCUUGUUUCGCUGCCGCAAAUGGUCUCCGCUUCUCCGUUGGAUGCAGAAUCGGUGGGACUGAUACGGGAUUAUGUGAAUGAACUAUUAAACUACUUGGCAGCCAACAAAGCUACGCUGUUCUUGCUGGAAUACCAACCUGCGAGUUUGCAGUACCAAAAUGUUUCACGGUCAUGAUUCUCUGUGAACGAAUGUAAUGUUUGUAAAUGAUAUUUUGAUAUUUCCUUUACUGCAGUUGCAGUUGUAUGUAUAUAAUAAUAAUAAUCAACGUG
Messenger RNA from Guyanagaster necrorhizus, 1192 nucleotides. Its product is annotated as MRG-domain-containing protein. The coding region runs from base 165 to 1097 and encodes 310 amino acids. The transcript is spliced from 8 exons. The record is from RefSeq and is a predicted model, not a curated record. Gene Ontology annotation, cellular component: nucleus; Rpd3S complex; NuA4 histone acetyltransferase complex. Gene Ontology annotation, biological process: chromatin organization; regulation of DNA-templated transcription. Lineage: Eukaryota; Fungi; Basidiomycota; Agaricomycetes; Agaricales; Physalacriaceae.